This is a messenger RNA of Cydia fagiglandana, 2867 nucleotides long. RefSeq lists its product as uncharacterized. Bases 965 to 1891 code for a protein of 308 amino acids. NCBI's taxonomy places the organism in Eukaryota, Metazoa, Arthropoda, Insecta, Lepidoptera, Tortricidae. Gene Ontology annotation, molecular function: DNA binding. The record is from RefSeq and is a predicted model, not a curated record. Gene Ontology annotation, biological process: DNA integration; DNA recombination. The transcript is spliced from 4 exons.
AAAUGUUAUAUUUUUCUCGUUUCUCUUACCUAUAAGUAAUACGAGUAGCUAAAUUUGAAUCGUUUUCAGAAAUCCUGAGUGAAACGAGCGAUGAAGAGGGACUUUUACCCACAUAUGACUUAAAAGGAACAGCGAAGGACCCCGAACUAACUUUCCUACCGGAGAAAUCUAAAGAAAAAUAUUUAAGAGCGUACGAGAAUUUUAAUAAAUGGCGACUUGAAAAUAGUGAAAACACUUUGUCGGAAACUGUACUAUUAUCGUAUUUUAUGCAGUUGUCUCAGACGAAGCAACCACCCACCAUGUGGAGCAUUUACUCGAUGCUGAAAGCCACGAUAAAAACCAAGGAUGACGUGCAUAUUGAGGAUUAUAAAGAGCUAGUAACAUUUUUGAAAGGAAUGGCAGUGGGACACAACCCGAAGAAGUCCAAGAUAUUUACUUCAGCUGACAUAGAUAGAUUUAUAAAUGAAGCUCCGGACAAAAUAUAUCUUGGUGCAAAAGUCAUACUUAUAUUGGGAAUAAACGGAGGAUGCCGUACGAAUGAACUUCUGAACCUUACCGUCGAUGGGAUCGAAAAACAUUCAGAAACCCUGUUAUUAAUAAAAUUGCCAAACAACAGAUCUUUCGUCGUUCGUCAGGAAUACGUAAAGAUCGUUGAGCAGUAUAAAUCUUUACGGCCACCCAAUACAAAAACUGACCGAUUCUUCUUGCAGUAUCACAAGGGCCAGUGUUCAAGACAGCCAAUGGGUAUUAAUAAGAUAGGCGGGAUACCGCGUGACAUCGCAAAAUAUUUGAAACUUGCAGACCCUCAGCUUUACAAUGGCCAUUGUUUUAGGCGAACGUCAGCCACGCUUAUAGAGGAUUCGGGAGCGGAUCUCAGCUUAUUAAAACACCAUGAUUAUACCCGUCCGGGUACAUCUAGAGAAACAAACAGCGAAAGUCAGCCUAUGUCGAAAAUUUGGAAAACAUGACCGAGACGAGCGAUGACGAGGGAAUUUUAAACCCAGAUGAUUUAAAAGUAACACCGAAGGACCCAGAAUUGACUUUCCUCCCGGAGAAAUCUCGAGAGAUAUAUUUUAGAGCAUACGAUAACUUCAAUAAAUGGCGGCUUGAAAAUGAUGUAAAGACUUUAUCGGAAACUGUGAUGUUAUCGUAUUUCAUGCAUUUGUCUCAGACGAAGCAACCGCCGACAAUGUGGAGUAUUUACUCGAUGCUGAAGGCCACGAUGAAAAUCAAGGAUGACGUGCAUAUUGAGAGCUAUUCAGAACUCAUAACGUUCUUGAAAGGAAUGCAAGUGGGGCACAACCCGAAAAAGUCAAAAAUGUUUACAUUCUCUGAGAUAGAUAAGUUUAUUAAUGAAGCCCCGGACAUAAUAUAUCUAGGCGCAAAAGUGAUCCUCAUAAUUGGAAUCAACGGCGGAUGCCGUACUAAUGAACUCAUGAACCUUACUGUCGAUGGCAUCGAAAAACAUUCAGACACCCUGAUGUUAAUAAAACUGUCAAACUCAAAGACGAGUACUGACAGAUCCUUUGUUGUUCGUGAGGAAUAUGUCAAGAUUAUCGAGGAGUAUCAAUCUUUACGGCCACCCAAUACAAAGACGGACCGAUUUUUCUUGCAGUAUCACAAGGGCAAGUGUAUAAGACAACCAAUGGGUGUGAAUAAGAUAGGCGGGACACCGCGAGACAUCGCAACGUAUUUGAAACUUCAAGACCCUCAAGAUUACACUGGGCAUUGUUUUAGGCGAACAUCGGCGUCGCUUUUGGCGGAUUCGGGGGCUGACCUCAGCUCUUUAAAACGCCAUGGCGAUAUUCGUCCGGGUACAUCGAGAGACACAUACGCUGAAAGUCAACCUAAGCCGAAAAUCUGGGUCUGUAUUGACCCCCCAGAAACUUAAGUGUCGGUUAUGUUCACGAAUAAAGGGUAAACGUAGCAACAUUGAAGUUGGCGAUGUCAUUGAAAAUGAUUGACGGAAUGAACGUUCUUAUCCGUUCCAUCGUCGUACGAAUGACAGCUUAACAUUCUUAGUCAUAAUUUAUUAUUACUAUAAUGUUAACAAGUUGACUCGACGAUCCUUGUGUCGAUUCAAUAGUCGUGUCAGAAGCGAAUGGUCUCAUAGGGAGGAAAUGGACUUCGAGAGACUCUCGCUGGGUGGUUGGAUUGGAUCAAGGGUCAAAUGCAAAAGGCGGUAAUCUUAGACUCGGGCCACGGCGUAAUAGUCCAUUGGAUCCUCACAUUGCGGCUCUGACCACCGGCAGCUUGUGCCGCGCCCCGCUGCUGGCGGUACCCUAAGUUAAGUUUUUUAUAAUGUGUUUCUAUGUAUUUUGUAUGUGAUUUAUAUUUUACCCUUAUAAUUGUAAUCGUUUAUUACAGUAUUAACCUAAUUAAUUGCAAUUGAUCAUUAUGUAAGCUAAUGUUAGACGAUAUUUACUAGUUGAUGUCGAAUGUAGGAACUUUAGACAAUUAAAGCGUUUUUAUAAAAAUAACCAAUAGGUUACAAAUUACGCCUUAUAAGUCAUAGAAAUUUAAUGAUCUAAUAUUGCAUGUAUAAACAUAAUAUAUCGACUCCAUGAACGAUAGUUUUCGUAUAAAGAACUUCGUCGCAGAUUUCGUUUUCGGCAGAUUUAGAUUAAGUUGUAUUUAAUGCUAAGUAGGGUAGGGGCUGUUGGGUAAUUCAGUCAAGAAUUUAUUACUUUUUGUUUACAGUGUGUACUUUUUUCAGUAACGUGUAACGCUGGUAUUGAUAAAGUAGUAAAUUUAUAAACUUUCUGAACUUCAACUAGUUAUAUAAUACGAGUCUGUAUCAACUACACUUUCAAAUUCUUAAUAUAAAUAUUUAAAUAACGAGAUGAUUUUAUUUUACCAAUUUUUUA